Petromyzon marinus (sea lamprey) is the source of this 3017-nucleotide messenger RNA. NCBI's taxonomy places the organism in Eukaryota, Metazoa, Chordata, Hyperoartia, Petromyzontiformes, Petromyzontidae. The record is from RefSeq and is a predicted model, not a curated record.
AUGGCGGAGGACCGCCAUGGGGAGAGGGGCGCGGGUCGGCACGAGGCGCGUACCCCAGGGGAUGGCGUAGAGGAGAGUGGGGAAAACCAUGCGGGAGCUUCCGUCGGAGUGGGAGAAAGGGGCUCCGGAUGGGGGACCGCGCACAUGGAGGCUUGCACAAGAUUUCUCCAGAGGGAGCAGAUGGAGGACGAGACUCCCUAUGCCUUCCGGGCAGGGCUCCUGGCGCUGGGACAGGAGGCAUACUCACUUUUGGGUGAAGGGGCGCUCAACCUUCGAGUGGCGGAAAGGCUGUGGGAGCUGGCAAGAAAGCUGAGGGUUGCCCUGCACUCCGCCGUCGUAUGGUGUUUAUUUCGUGCUUGCAGAUAUGUAGUGGGUUUUGAACAUGCUUAUCGAGAGUAUGAGGAUGUGACCAGCGCUGUUCGUGUGAAAGUGAAAGGCACGGCUAAAGUCGAUAUCCCCAAUGAGGGAGUGAGAACGUUCGACUCGGCCGACUACGUCGUGCCUGACCAGGAGCCCAAUACGUUUUUUGUGAUGACAAACUUCAUUGUCACCAAGAACCAGACACAAGGGAAGUGUGCAGAGAAAUUCAGUGUGAGCCCGUGUCAGAAUGACGGUGACUGCACUCGAGACGCCUCAAAGCAUCUGGGAAGCGGAAUUCAGACAGGCCGGUGCAUACGCUAUGACGCCACGUGCAAAUCGUGCGAGGUGAUGGGCUGGUGCCCCGUGGAACGCCGCACCAGCCCUCCCCAGCCACCAUUGCUGCCUGCCACUGAGAACGCCACAGUCUACAUUCAGAACCACGUGUAUUUCAUUAAGAACAACAAGGAACGCGAAAACUUCCCUCUCAACUUGGAGGGCAAAGACUUAUCCUCGUGCCGUUAUCACCCUCGUGACGACCCCUCAUGCCCCAUCUUCCGCCUUGGUGACAUCACUGCCAUGGCAGGGCACAGCUUCUCGAGCAUGUCUGUCCAGGGUGGGAUCAUUGCCAUUGUCAUCUCCUGGGACUGCAAGCUGUCCGAAGUAGAGUGUUUCCCUGCAUAUUCCUUCCAUCGCCUCGAUAGAAACUACACCACCAAGCGUGGAUACAACUUCCGAUAUUCUGUGAAGUCAAUGGAGACAGAUGUUCAAACGCGCACGCUGGUCAAGGCCUUUGGAAUCCGUUUCAACAUUUUGGUGACUGGCCAAGGUUGGAAGGUCAGCCCUUUACCGACGUUGCUUUACUUAAGCUCGGCGUUCACCUUUUGCUCCAUGUUUGUCAUCUUUUUCAACUUAUUUGCCAUCUGGUACUUGAAGAAAAACAACUGCAAAGUCGUGGAUAAAUCGGUUGACCCCAAAGCAAGCAAUGGCAAAGGUCCAGAGAUUGAACGCCUGCAAAAUGCCAUUUAGAGAUCCUCAGUCAGACGUCUAACUUCUCAAAUGCCGAGACGAUCUUAUCCAUUCAUAUAGUCGACUCUAGCAACGUCUUGCAGCACAAGCCUAAUACAUAUAACGUACUCUAUAUAUUGCAUGUUUAUUUUUGCUAUGCAUCGAGAUAGCUUUUUUUGUUAAUCCAUUGCUGGAUCAAAGAAUGCCCAUGCCCAUCAUCCCUCACCACGCUGGUCAGUGUAGGUUGAAGGUGAGGAGCAUAUAUCUUGGGGUCCGUACAGUACAAUAAUGGAUUUCCAAUGAAUUGUACUCUGCUGCCCACCGCUUAUGCCAGCAGCAGACUAUCGUCACCUGCUGUUUGCGUGUGUUGCCUAUCCAAGCACUUAUCCAGGCUAAAUAUUGCUUAUCUUUAGAUAUAUAAGAAGAGCUGGCACAUUCGGGGUUGUUUUGCAAUCUAAAGCUUGUAUAUACUGCCUUGUACUUUUCAUAUCAGUUACAGUUGCAUAUGUACGUGAGUUAUAUACUCCUUAACGACAUAACAGACACAAGCAAGUAUUCAAUUUAACAGAAUUAGAAAUGCUCUAUAUUAGUGCAGACUGCUUCUAACCACCAAAGGAAACAAUAAACGCACAUACACCAUACACUAUAAAAUGUCCAGGUACCUGUAAGAAAGUACAGGUACUCCUCUACUUACGAACGAAUUAGGCUCCAGAGAUCUGUUCGUAAGUCGAUGUGUUUGUAAGUUGAACUUUACUCUUUUCGAUUCGAAACAUCUUGUACGGCAUGUACACUAAACACGGGGAAUGACUUUUAAAGUUGUAUACUCUCCUGUAGACGUAGAUGCCACUGGUCCUUCAUGUUCUGCAGAUAAAGAUGCCACCACCACCAUCUAUUGCACGGCAGUUGAACUUACUUCUCUCGGUCCGAACAUAAAACUAGACGGGUUUGUUCAUAUCUCUGGAAGUUCGUAAGUCGAAUGUUUGUAAGUAGAGGAGUCCCUGUAAAUGUAUUUUUUAAUGAUAAUUAAAGCAUUACGUAGCUCAUUUUUCAGAGCGGCAAAGCAUUUUUAAAAGGUGGCCGUCCUUCUUUGAGCCACUCUCCCAGUCCUUGGAAAAAACAUUGCCAUAAGACAUUUGCCUCUUUCUCCUGAAAUACUUCCAUGGUCUUAGUUUUGUAAGAUAAUCUAUUGAUUGUAAAGGUUGAAGAGUCUUACACAAUUUCACACAUGCUCUACAGCAGUGGUUGUUAACGUUUACUGCAGCCUGCACCCCUUUGGUUCUCAAUUGUACACAAAUUUACAAUGUUAAUACAUACAUAGAGUUCGAUUAAACAAAUAAAAUUUUGACUUCCAUGUGCGUGCUUAAUGUCUGUUUUCGAUUAUUUACCUUUCUAAAUAAAUCUGCCAAUGUAUUGUACCCACAUAUAGGGCAUCCCGCACUCCCAGUGGGUGCGUGAUGCACCCCACCUAAAGAAAAAUCACUGCUCUACUGUAACGUGUAAAAUUUCUUACAAGCUCUACAGCCGUGCCCUCAAACCUAUAAAAAGAAAGUGACAAAGCCCUUCCUCAACAGAUCACGAGGGGUACCCAUUUCUGUUAACAGGAGUGAGUUGUAAUGCUGUAUUUAAAUGCUCAAUAAAACGCAUCCUAAAAU